Molecule: messenger RNA, 2136 nt
Organism: Ilex paraguariensis (yerba mate)
Lineage: Eukaryota; Viridiplantae; Streptophyta; Magnoliopsida; Aquifoliales; Aquifoliaceae
Source: the annotation of a GenBank genome assembly
AUGAAGAAUCUGAGAGGCCUAUUCUUGAUGGCUUUGGGUCAAGAUUGGAUUGUCAUCUUCAUCUUUGAUAUUCGAAGAGGACUGAAUACAGUUAGGAGGAUAUGCAGAGAAUAUGAGAUUUCUGGGGUAUUUGGUCCGAUUUUUGAGUUGCUUGAUUGUGAUGAAAAGUUUUUUACUGCCGUUGAAGUUACUGCCGGAAACAGCUUAUUUCACGUGGUGGUUGAGAAUGAUGGAAUAUCAACCCAAAUAAUUCGACAUCUUAAUGCACAGAAAGGUGGAAGAGUUACAUUUAUUCCAUUGAACAGGGUGAAGGCUCCACAAGUUGCUUAUCCAGAGAGUUCUGAUGUGAUACCUCUUUUAAAGAAAUUGAGAUUCUCUCGUGAUUAUACUCCAGCAUUUGCCCAGGUAUUUGCUAGAACUGUAAUUUGCCGAGAUUUGGAUGUUGCUACACGGGUUGCUCGCAGUGAUGGUCUGGACUGCAUAACUAUGGAAGGCGAUCAAGUGAGCAAGAAAGGUGGCAUGACAGGAGGAUUUUAUGAUUAUAGACGCUCAAAACUGAAGUUUAUGAAUGUCAUUAGACAAAAUACGAAGUCUAUUAACAUGAAAGAAGAUGAACUGGAGAAAAUAGACCAGAAAAUUAAUGAAAUUGUUGCUGAGCAGCAAAAAAGUGAUGCCAAGCUGGCUCACGACAGAUCAGAAUUGGAACAGCUUAAGCAGGACAUUGCUAAUGCUGAUAAACAGAAACAAUCCAUUUCUAAAGCACUUGAGAAGAAGGAAAAGUUGCUCGCAAACGUAUUGACUCAAAUUGAUCAGCUUGGAGCUAGUAUGACUAUGAAACGAGAUGAGAUGGGAACAGAACUUGUUGAUCACUUGACACCAGAGGAAAAAGAUUCCCUCUCUCGAUUAAAUCCUGAAAUAACGGAGCUGAAAGAAGAACUUAUUGCCUGCAGGACAAAUCGCGUAGAGACUGAAACAAGAAAAGCGGAGCUUGAGACCAAUCUCUCGACAAACCUUGAAAGACGCAAACAAGAGUUGGAGGCAAUAAAAUUGUCUGCAGAGACUGACAUGUUACAUGGUGAAGCUGAACAGAAGCGACAGGAACUGAAGGAUGCCAAGCUAGUAGUUGAAGAUGUGACACAGCAGCUCAAAAGAGCUUCUGAAAGUAUAGAUGAACGGAAUAAAAAACUCAAGAAGAUCAAAGAUGAGCAGAAUAAGUUAAAGACAUUGGAAGAUGACUAUCAAGGGACCCUUCAGGAUGAAGCAAAAGAACUGGAACAACUGUUGGGUAAAAGAAACAUGCUUGUCACCAAACAAGAAGAGUACUCAAAAAAAAUCAGGGAAUUGGGUCCAUUAUCUUCAGAUGCUUUUGAAACUUCCCUACAGAUAGACCAGAAAAUUAAUGAAAUUGUUGCUGAGCAGCAAAAAAGUGAUGCCAAGCUGGCUCACGACAGAUCAGAAUUGGAACAGCUUAAGCAGGACAUUGCUAAUGCUGAUAAACAGAAACAAUCCAUUUCUAAAGCACUUGAGAAGAAGGAAAAGUUGCUCGCAAACGUAUUGACUCAAAUUGAUCAGCUUGGAGCUAGUAUGACUAUGAAACGAGAUGAGAUGGGAACAGAACUUGUUGAUCACUUGACACCAGAGGAAAAAGAUUCCCUCUCUCGAUUAAAUCCUGAAAUAACGGAGCUGAAAGAAGAACUUAUUGCCUGCAGGACAAAUCGCGUAGAGACUGAAACAAGAAAAGCGGAGCUUGAGACCAAUCUCUCGACAAACCUUGAAAGACGCAAACAAGAGUUGGAGGCAAUAAAAUUGUCUGCAGAGACUGACAUGUUACAUGGUGAAGCUGAACAGAAGCGACAGGAACUGAAGGAUGCCAAGCUAGUAGUUGAAGAUGUGACACAGCAGCUCAAAAGAGCUUCUGAAAGUAUAGAUGAACGGAAUAAAAAACUCAAGAAGAUCAAAGAUGAGCAGAAUAAGUUAAAGACAUUGGAAGAUGACUAUCAAGGGACCCUUCAGGAUGAAGCAAAAGAACUGGAACAACUGUUGGGUAAAAGAAACAUGCUUGUCACCAAACAAGAAGAGUACUCAAAAAAAAUCAGGGAAUUGGGUCCAUUAUCUUCAGAUGCUUUUGAAACGUAA